GGGACGCCUCUGCGUGGAUCUGCAGCUCAGCCGCUGGAUCCUCGUCGAGAUGUUGCUUCAUGUGGCGAGAAAUGAGAAAUAAACACGUCCACCGGCUGAGUGACGGCAGAUUUAUGCGCCCACAGAAAUGAAAAGAGGAUUCAUUAUGGAUGCAUGUGUCCCAGAACUAAUUAUUAAAUCUUGGUAAUAAGAUUAUAUAUUUUUAAGCCCUCUCCCUCCUCGACUCGCGUGUUUUUUUUCUUUCCCUCCUCUCUCUCCCUCCUGCAGAUGUUGCCUCUCUGAGCACCUUAUCAGGACCAUUUACCUUUGCGGCUGUCUGCAGCCACAGCUCGUCACACAGUCACGCUGGCGUGGAGGGGGGACAGCGGAGGCAGAUCAUUCUGCUGAUCCCAGCACCUUUGGUUAUUAAGGGAAGCACCAGCACCUCCUUGAUCGCUUCCCUCCUCCUUUUUUUUUGCCAAUCGCCAUCCCACGACAGCCUACCCGGAGGAAAGGAGUCGGGGAGGGGAAAGCGAGGACACACCCGCACAUACUGUACCGGGUGUACACGGCGAGGAUGCUGCAGACAACAUGAGGUGAAUAUCAUCGACUGCCCCACAUUGGAAUUUUUUUUUUUGUUUUUACUGAAGACACAAGAGCUGAUUGUCGCAGCUGGUUAUUCACCUCUGUGGUACCAGUGUCCAGCAGGAGCAUCACAUCAGAUAUGAAAAAGAUGUCUGCAGUCCGAUCCUAGGUGACAUCCUGUGGCCGUCAGGUCUUUACGGUGUUGAGCCCCCUCCCUCUCCUGGCCCCUGCCUGCAGUUCUCCAGGCUGCAGGACCCAGACUCACUGAAAAGUGCAGGCCUCCUCCCCCUGCAGAAUGACUGUUGCCACAGGCGACCCCUCUGACGAGGCGGCUGCGCACCCGGGGCACCCGCAGGACUACGACCCGGAGGCCGACCAUGAGUGUUGCGAGAGGGUGGUCAUCAACAUCUCAGGGCUGCGCUUUGAGACUCAACUCAAAACCCUCUCCCAGUUCCCGGAGACUCUGCUGGGGGACCCCAAAAAGAGGAUGCGCUACUUUGACCCGCUGAGGAAUGAGUACUUUUUUGACAGGAACAGACCCAGCUUUGACGCCAUAUUGUAUUAUUACCAAUCAGGGGGUCGGCUAAGAAGGCCGGUCAACGUCACCCUUGAUAUUUUCUCAGAGGAGAUCCGCUUCUAUGAGCUGGGCGACGAGGCCAUCGAGAUAUUCAGAGAAGACGAGGGUUUCAUCAAGGAGGAGGAGCGACCUCUACCUGACAAUGAGUUUCAGAGACAGGUGUGGCUGCUGUUCGAGUACCCCGAGAGCUCAGGUCCUGCUAGGAUUAUCGCCAUAAUCUCUGUCAUGGUCAUUCUGAUAUCUAUUGUCAGUUUCUGCUUGGAGACCCUCCCCAUUUUCCGCAAUGACGAAGACGAUAUGCACAAGUCUCACUCGAAAGUCUAUUCACCUGAGACCAACACCACAAUCAUCAGCUAUACAUCCACCUACUUCACCGACCCCUUCUUUAUCCUGGAGACUCUCUGCAUUAUAUGGUUCUCCUUUGAGUUUCUAGUGCGCUUCUUCGCCUGCCCCAGCAAAGCAGGCUUUUUUGGUAAUAUAAUGAACAUUAUUGAUAUUGUUGCUAUUAUCCCCUACUUCAUCACGCUCGGCACAGAGCUCGCAGACAGGCCAGAGGAUGGUCAAGCGGGUCAGCAAGCCAUGUCCUUAGCCAUUCUCAGGGUCAUCCGCUUAGUACGAGUCUUCAGAAUUUUCAAGCUCUCACGUCACUCCAAGGGGCUUCAGAUUUUGGGUCAAACCCUGAAAGCCAGUAUGAGAGAGCUCGGCCUGCUCAUUUUCUUCCUCUUCAUAGGAGUCAUCCUCUUCUCAAGCGCCGUCUACUUUGCCGAAGCAGACGAGCCCGAGUCGCAGUUUGAAAGCAUCCCAGAUGCAUUUUGGUGGGCGGUGGUGUCCAUGACGACAGUCGGCUACGGUGAUAUGGUCCCGACUACAAUUGGUGGCAAGAUUGUGGGUUCCCUCUGUGCCAUCGCAGGUGUGCUGACCAUCGCCCUGCCCGUGCCUGUCAUUGUGUCCAACUUCAACUACUUCUACCACCGUGAGACUGAAGGGGAGGAGCAGGCGCAGUACCUGCAGGUGAACGUGCCCAAAGCUGAUUCAGCCGAGGAGCUGAAGAAGAGCCGGAGCGGCUCCACCAUCAGUAAAUCGGACUAUAUGGAGAUCCAGGAGGCUGUGAACAACAGCAACGAGGACUUUCAGGAGGAGAACCUUAAGACGGCCAACUGCACGCUGGCCAACACAAACUAUGUAAACAUCACCAAAAUGCUCACAGACGUGUAGUCGUCUGCUGCUUUCCUCCCUGUCACAGCGGGAAAUGUGGAGCCGAGCAACCGGACGGGACAGGUGUACGGCCUCCCACCUCACGUGUGCUGGAAAAAUCAAGGCAAUAGAAUUCAGGAUGUUGAUGAUGAUAGACAGUGAACAAGAAAAAGAAAAAAAUUACAAAGACCAUCCGCUCACUCCUCGCUCAUCCUGUCUUCACCCCUCACAACUUGCCCUUAAAACUCCUGAAAAACUGUCAGAGUGGAAUUUAAAAUUUUGCAUUUCUGCAUGGAGUUGGCUUUUAUGUGUGUGUGUGGCUGUUUCAAAAAAAAAAAAAAAAAAGAAUAAUGAUGCCUAAAAAAUUUCCCGCUCACAACAGUAGCCAACAGUAGUGCACAAAAAGAAAAAGGGAGAAACACAGCAAGAAAAAAAAAAACGAAGUAUUGCUUUUGAAAAGAAAAAAGAAAAAGCAACACAACACAAUCCCUGCUUUAGUCCCCCCGUCCCCUCAUUUCCCAAGGCACACUGCUCUGCCAUGCGCUUUCUGAAGAGCCCUACUCGCGCGCUACAUAUGCUACUUCCUGGAGCCAGUGAAACAAAACUGUCUUAUGCUACACCAUUUAGAAAUAAGAGGAUGUGUGAGCAUAAAGCGAGCCCACUCCAGCGCUGAUAUGGCCCGUGGGUGACUUGUGACGAGGUUGGUGGUUAAGUACACCACGUUAUUUCAAGGGAUGAAUGACAGCCAUCGGCGCUUAGCUUAUGGUUCGACACCUUUUUUUCCCAGCAGACAUCAGUAUCUGAUGAAUGACUGAGAAUGGCCUUGACUUUUCACUGCUUUGGUCUUACAUGUACUGUAUGUAUUGCAAUGCAAGCUUUCCCCCGUCCAUUCACCCAAAACUGGUCUUACUGCAGAGCUUUGAGGACAACUUGAAUGUUUCUUCUUGUUUUGUUUGUUUUUCACAGUUUCACACACAAACACGGUACUUAUUCAAAUAGAUAGGUAGGUUAACUGUGAUUUUACUGAUAGCCUGUAGGUAGGUAGGUGCUGUUAGUAGUAAACAUAGUAGAUAAAUUGCAUGACAUUUUUAUCUGAAUGAGAAUUUCCACUUGUUUCUCGACUGCCACUUGCUUCAUCACACCACUGUAUAUUUGUCUGUACACUGCCUUCUAUACAAAUCCACACUUUUAAAAGGAUGCCUGCAGGUAGCUGUUACAAGAACCUAAAGCUGUAUGUUAGGGCAUUUCUUAAGGAAAAACUAUAAGGCCAAAUCCUACACUUAAACAGGAUGCGGUGUCCUCGUCGAUAUUAACAUUCCAUGUAGAAGUCAUUGCGAUAAAACGUUUGCCAGGUCGCUGUAAACAGCUGAGCUGUGAUUUCAGGCGCACUCUACUUUUGGACAUUAAUCCCAGUUGCAGAUGUGAUACACUUGCAGCGCUGUCUUUUUCACGGGUUGUCCCAUGAUUACGCCUUCAUGAUCAAAAUAGCAACUUAAGGAUUCAUGUAUAGAAUAACGCUUCCCCCUCGAACUGCCUUUUUAUCUGGGUUUACGCUAAUCUCCUAGUGUUGCAUGACCUCAAAAACAUUCCUAGAAGCAUGCAUUUAAGAUAAAAGAAGAAGCCAGACAAAAAGAAUUAUUACAAUAGAUAUAUUUAUUUCUUAUAUAUUAAUAUAUAUAUAUAUAUAUAUAAAUAUAUGUAUACAGACAGGACACAUAUACAGUACACAUAUACUUUUAUCAGAGAAUUAAAGAACUUAAAAUAGCGAUGUUUAAGAGAAAGCGAGAGCCUUUCCACAAUGCGCAGAUCAUUGCCAUGUUUUUAUUUUUAAUGAUAAUUGCUCUAAGCACAGUUUCUAUGUUCUCCUGUUUCAGAGCCCGCUGAGAGUGCCAAAGACACACUCUUACUGGCCACCUAAAAAGCAUUUUAUUUACUAGUGAGUUUCCCAGCAAACCUGACACACGUUUAGAUCCAAAAAGUUUGCUUCUCUCAGUAUAAAGAUGCCUUCUGUGAACGAUAGUUUGAAAGGCAGGGGCGUUGUUUCGAAACUGUGUCAUCCCCAACCAGAGUCUCUUAUCAGACAGAUUUUUAUUGGCGUUGAAUUGGUCAGAAUUUAAAUGGAGUCUGGCCAUCCUCUGAGAAGUCUUUGAUGCCAGAAGCUCAAUCUGUCUUUUAAAAGUUGGCAUCAAAUGUGAAUUAGGUUCUGAUUCUAGGAUUGUGUCCAGCUGAGAUUUAUCCACCGUCCGCUCAACACUGCCAAGGUAACAGUCAAAGGCAGUAACGUCAAUAUGGGAAGUGAUAAUUAGCAGCAGUGUAGCAGAUACUGGCUAACCUAGGGGUCCUCUGACUUCUCUCCUGAGGCUCUUACCUUUCUUUGUCUCUUCACGGAUGUCUUAGGUAAUUAGAGAGGUGAUGGAUUAGGAGAAGGUCCGUAGCAAGAAACUGUCGAAAUGAAUUCUGUCAUGCCAGGAUGUACAUCUUUAUUCUUAGGGUUUCAUUCUGCUCACUACAGUCUUUAACCUGCAGUAGCAAGAUGUUUUUACGCCAUCGCUGCCAACGUGUGCUCAGGAUGCCUCGUCCAACUGCCUGACAUGAGGCUUCUGAAGUCUUCUCUCUGUCCAGACCUGUGUAUGCUUUCACGUACCCUGAAAGGGUUUUUAGAGAAUUUCAGUAAAUUAACAGGAGCAGUUUAUAUGCGUUGCUUUCCCAGGAGUAGCAUGAAGGUGGAUCUAGAUGUUAAAAUGGUCUGUAACUGGAGGUAGGACCUGAUUAAAUAGUUGUUUAGCAAUAUUACCAUAAUCCUUUGGAGGAGGGGUCAUCUGUGUGUGGAAGGCAUAGAUGCUUUUUUUUUUUUUUUUUUUUUUUAAAGAAAGAAUGAACCUUAAGACCUCCACAGUCCAACCAAGAUCUUAUUGAUCAUCAGUUGAGUAUUGUUGUGGGUGUGUUGAUGCGCAGCUAUGUAGGAGUUGUCUGUGCAUGUGUGUGUGUGUGUGUGUGUGUGAGAGAGAGAGAAAGAGAGAGUGUGUGUGUGAGAGAGAGAAAGAGAGAGAACCACUGAAUGUCAGUGUCUUAGCCUGGUUGUACAGCUGCAUUUAUGCAACAGCCAUUUGCAUAUAUCUGUAUAUGUGAAAAGAGAAACACUCACAGUCUGACCAAAAAUAUUUGUCUAUGCAUGCAGAUGCAUUGUAUCCUAUUGUCUUCAUUGCAUUUUUUUGGACAUAUAUUUAUGAUAAAUGUUGCAGAUACAUUCAACAUUUAUCUGUUGUGUUGGAAAUUGGGCACGUCACUGUACCUCAGCCAAAUUCACUGUAGCAACUCAUACACUGGAGUUCAAUGCAAGAUGCAGCCCAAUCGCCAGAAUGAGUCAGAAUUGUAUGUUUCUGCGGAUCACAGAUACGCAACAUUUGUACGUUAUGAUGUAGUGGAUAUGAUAAGAGUUAAGGGGUUUUUUUAUGUGUCAACAGCACUGUAGUUAAUGUGGUUAUGUUUAGACACAAAAAACGCUUGGUGAUGGUUAGGUAAAGAUCAUGUAUGGCUUAAAACACCCAGUUAUAGUGGCACAAUUGCAGCUUGAAAUGCGCCAGUGUCUUACUAAAAAACACCAGGUUUUCUUGGCCCUGUUGAUGCUAAAAAUGCAGCAUGUCUUACCAAAACAUGCCUGGUUUUAGUGGCACACUAGUCGCUGAAAAUGUGCCAGUGUCUCCCCAAAUAACACUUGGUUUGGGUGGCACAGUUGCAGGUAGAAAUGCCAUCAAUGUCUCAGUAAAAAAUACAUGAUUUUGAUGGCACCAUUCUGGCUGAAAAUGCCCAAAUGUCUCGCUCAAAAACACCCUGGUUUUGUUGUUUGCUGGUCUUGAACAGUGGUUUGCAGAGGUCUGCAGAUUGGCAGCUGUCUCGCUUAUAUUGUACGUUUCUGCAGACCACAUAUAUCUAACAUUUAUUCAUUAUGAUGUAGUGGAUAAACCAAAAGUUAAGGGUUUUAAAUGAGUGGUUAUGUUUAGGCACAAAACCCAUUUGGUGAUGGUUAGGAAAAGAUCAUGUUUGGCUUUAAAACACCCCGUUUUGGUGGCACAAUCACGGCUGGAAAUGGUGCUGAUGUCUCACUAAAAAGCACCCAGUUUUGGCGGUGCUGUUGUGGCUGAAAAUGUGCUAAUGUCUUGCCCCAUAACACCCAGUUUUGGUGGCACAAUCAUGGUUGGAAAUGCUGCUGAUGUCUCACUAAAAAACACUAGACUUUGGUUGCCCAAUUGUGGCUGAAUAUGUGCCAUGUCUCACUAAAAAAACACCUGGUUUUCGUGGCAUAGUCGUGGCUUAAAAUGCAUAAUGUCUCGCCGAAUAACACCUGGUGUGGGUGGCAAAAUUGUAGCUGAAAAUGUGCCGAUGUCUUGCUAAAAAACACCUGGAUUUGGUGGUACAAUCAAUAUACCUGAUUUUUUGUGGCACAGUUGUGGCUGAAAAUGCGCUGAUGUCUCACCAAAUAACACCUGGUUUUGGUGACACAAUGGCAGCUGGAAAUGGCACCAAUGUCUUGCUAAAAAACAUCCAGUUUUGGUGGCACAAUUGUGGCUGAAAAUGCGCCAGUGUCCCACUAAAAGACACCCGUUUUUGUUUCUUGUUGGUCUUGAACAGUGGUCUGCAGCAGUCUGCAUCUUGACAGCUGUCUCGCUUAUAUUUUACGCCCUCCUCCAUUCCCUCCACCUCCUGAUGAUAAAGUCAACUCCUAUACUACGUCACUUGAGAAACACCGAUAUGAUACAUUUGAAACAGACAAAUGUAACAUAUUUGUGGUUUGCAGAAACGCACAAUGCCAUCAUUUCCUUCUGGCAACUGGGCUGCAAGGUGUCGGAAUAUCAACAGUUAUUUCAGCUUAAAGCACAAAGACGAGAAGAAUCAUCCUCAUCUGUAAACCUGCAGAUUUAAUCUGUAAAAUGUUUUUAUUCAGUGGAAACAAAGUCAAUGAAAAUAAUGUAUUGCUUUAUAGGGUGCACCACAGCCUCUAAAAAAACUUUAAAAAGAAAAAAAAAAGUCAUCUCUCACCCGCUGAGGGACCCACCAGCAAAUCCACUCCAUGAGAAGGGUGCCCAACAGUGACUACACUGAGAAAUCUAUGCAGAGAAUGGUUAUUAGCUGGUAGUUGAGAAGGUUUAAGUACAGAUAUUAUUUUUCAUUUUUUAUCCGGCACCAAUCGCACGUCGAUCCUGAGAGCUGACAGCUCAUCUGAAACGAACCUAUCAGGCAGAAGAGAAACACUUUGCAAUAUUCUGCUGCUGUACGUCAAACACUCACACGUUGGCUGAAUGUGAAUAUGAUCUUUCUGAACUUUUGUUUGUUUGAGCUGCGACGUCAGCUCUUUGAGAGACAAGGCUCCGACACAACAAAAACAA
Molecule: messenger RNA, 7719 nt
Organism: Epinephelus fuscoguttatus (brown-marbled grouper)
Lineage: Eukaryota; Metazoa; Chordata; Actinopteri; Perciformes; Serranidae
Product: potassium voltage-gated channel subfamily A member 2
Exons: 2
Coding region: 860-2356 (498 amino acids)
Biological process (GO): protein homooligomerization; potassium ion transmembrane transport
Cellular component (GO): membrane; voltage-gated potassium channel complex; dendrite
Molecular function (GO): delayed rectifier potassium channel activity; protein binding
Source: RefSeq, a predicted model, not a curated record